CGUGGUUUCGCGGUCGUGACUCCGGAAGUGUUCUGUCGGCGAAGCCCUGGCGAAGGCGGCUGGCAGCUGGACCAAGGAACCCGGACGCUAUGAGAAGCUAAGGCGCCGGAACAUUUUUUUUCUUUUUUGAAAAUGGCCUCUCCAUUCAAUGGCCCCACAGCAGUUUCUGAUGUAAUUAAAGAUCUAGAUACUCAGAUAGCUUUGAUUGGUUUGGGUCCACAUAAUCCAAAAAAGAAGCAAGACCUGGAUAAGCUGUAUGACCUCAAGACUAAAGCUCAGCAGAUUAUGAACCAGUUUGGUCCGUCUACCUUGAUCAAUUUAUCAAACUUUUCUUCAAUCAAACCAGAAGCAGGCAAUACUCCUCCUCAUAGUUCCAUGGCAAACAAUACCUCUGUAGCAAAGAUGCCUGGGACCCCUAGCAGUGGGGGGCGCCUCAGUCCUGAAAGUAAUCAGAUAUUAACAAAGAAGAAACUGCAGGAUCUGGUUAGAGAAGUGGAUCCAAAUGAACAGCUGGAUGAAGAUGUAGAGGAGAUGUUGCUGCAGAUUGCUGAUGACUUCAUUGAAAGCGUGGUGACCGCUGCCUGCCAGCUUGCACGGCAUCGCAAGUCUAACACUUUGGAAGUAAAGGAUGUCCAGCUGCAUCUUGAACGUCAGUGGAAUAUGUGGAUCCCAGGUUUUGGCUCUGAAGAAAUCAGGCCGUACAAAAAAGCCUGCACUACAGAAGCUCACAAACAGAGAAUGGCAUUGAUCCGCAAAACAACCAAGAAGUAACUCUGGGAAAAGACAGAAAUCAAAAAGAAAAAAAAGAGACUCUUCUAAGAGAAAAAAAAAGUCUGCCUCUGAAGCUGUGGAGUGUCCUUGAGGUCAUCUGUUGGAUAAUUAUUAUUUUUUUGCAAUGCUUCACAGAGAGCAUAUAUUUUCACAGUGCAGCAAUAAAGGGUUAUUAGAGAAGAUCUGCCAAACAUCAAUAGGUCUCCUCAUAUCUAUUCCCCCAAAGGAACUUAUCUUGAAGCAUAGACUUUUAUUUUCUCCUUCUAAGUGAUACACCGUGUCUAUGAUUGUCCAAGGGAUAAAAUAUUUUGCUAUUUUUGAGAACAGUAUUAGAAGUGGCCAUAGAUUUUUUUUUUAUUCCCCCCCUACUUGUAAUGUUGCUAUUCAAGGUAUUUGGAUUUCUUUCAUAAAAUGAAUGAGGGAUCUCAGAAGAAGACCACAGUAUUGACAGGAGUGUUUCAGUUGGAAACAAAUUUCUUUCCUUUUUAUUUAACAGUCAGGAUGGCCUGGGGGCAAAGUUGAAUUCUUUUUGUACCACAAAUCCUGUAAAAAUGCAGUAGAAACAGAUUUGAGCUAUAAAAUUAAAAAAGUCUGCUGGCCUAGUUAAACUGCCUUACUGUUCCCAAGAUAGUCUCUGACAAAUGGCUGUGGAAGUGGGGAUCGUUCACCCUUCACAUCCAGAAGUUUGGAUACAAUUUGUGGUUUGUUCCUUUUUUCCUGUAAGUGAGUGAAAUAUAUUUUUUGAUUCCCAGGAGGGUUCUGCAUUCUAAAAGCACACUUGACACCCAGCAUUUUACUGGCAUAGAAGUAUUUGCUGGCUCAGAUAUUGUGGUGCAUUGUGAAAGCUACUUCACUACUUCUGGAGGGGAAGGUUGUUUCUGAAGCAGACUCUUGCCGAAAAUAUAUGUCCUCCCUCCCCAGUUCACACUUGAUAAGCUACAUUGGAGCAGCCAAGGGGGGUGCUUGGCCAAGACUCUGAAUGAAGGAAACAGCCAUUGAUUUGGGUUCCCCAUCCUCAUUGUCUUUGGUUCUCUGUAUAAGGUCUGACUGCAUCAGCUUUGUGUUGAGCCACCCAACAGGGACUUUAAAGAAGAAUCUCUGUAAGUUUCCAUUAGUUGAAAAUGUAACAAUAAAUGAAUACCUUAUGUA
This is a messenger RNA of Crotalus tigris (Tiger rattlesnake), 1920 nucleotides long. It is a transcript of the gene TAF12, whose product is annotated as TATA-box binding protein associated factor 12. The record is from RefSeq and is a predicted model, not a curated record. The coding region runs from base 133 to 771 and encodes 212 amino acids. Gene Ontology annotation, biological process: DNA-templated transcription initiation; RNA polymerase II preinitiation complex assembly. Gene Ontology annotation, cellular component: transcription factor TFIID complex; SAGA complex; SLIK (SAGA-like) complex. Lineage: Eukaryota; Metazoa; Chordata; Lepidosauria; Squamata; Viperidae. Gene Ontology annotation, molecular function: DNA binding; TBP-class protein binding; protein heterodimerization activity. The transcript has 7 exons.